Molecule: messenger RNA, 2248 nt
Organism: Girardinichthys multiradiatus
Lineage: Eukaryota; Metazoa; Chordata; Actinopteri; Cyprinodontiformes; Goodeidae
Product: beta-1,4-galactosyltransferase 1-like
Exons: 2
Coding region: 868-1917 (349 amino acids)
Biological process (GO): protein N-linked glycosylation; carbohydrate metabolic process
Molecular function (GO): cytoskeletal protein binding; beta-N-acetylglucosaminylglycopeptide beta-1,4-galactosyltransferase activity
Source: RefSeq, a predicted model, not a curated record
GUCUUCCCUAAGGACAGUAUAGUGAUUUUAUUUGUGGUGUUGAAAAAAGUAUUUAAAAUGCACGUUGUUUAAAUGUGUUACAUAGUUUGCAAUUUAGAUACAUUUUCAAAUGGCUUGCUUUUCAAAUUUGACAGUAAAUUUUUCACAAUGCAUUAAGCAUAUUUCUUUAUUAUAGGCUCUUAUUACUACAGUGAGGCCAAGUUCAAAAGGUACAAAGAGAUGUAUUAAACUUCCUGAAAAGAGAAACUGAAAUUAAUUUCUUGCAUAAUUAAUGUGAGUUUAGUGGGAAUUACAAAGAAUGUUCAAGUAAAUAUAUCUUAAUAUAUUUGAGCUGAAAGUACACAGAGCAUUCAAAUCUACUCAAAUUCCAUUAUUUUGGUCUGAUUAAAUAAUUUUGAUUUACUGUAAUUUAUUUUGUGCAGCGACGAGACAUAAUGAACAAAACAUCUUUUCAGCGUGCUUGUCAAACGUAAAGUCAUUGCCACCAAAGCAGGAUCCUGCUUUUUAUAUCAUGCUUUAGAUUUCAGAAAAAACACGACAGUCCAGCUUUAGCGAUCUAAAAGAACCUGUUCUGAGAAGCAUGAUGAGUCAGUGACCUUAACGUACCGUGGAUGCAGUUUGGCUGUUUAACAAAGCAGCACAGUCUGUAAAAUCUGAGAAAUCUUGUAAAAUUGGAGGUACUUUCCAAAUGUUGGUACAGAUUUUGGUGUUUCUGGCUCAUUCCUUCGCUAAAAAACCUUUCUUAAAACCCGCAGGUGAAUGGGAGGAUCUGGCGCCUGACAAAGAAAUCUGAAAAAAGAAACCGCUGAGAACAUUUGUAGCAAAGUUACAAACAGAGACGUCAACUGAUCAUCUGCUUUAAUUAAAAUGCUAAAAACUAUCUUUAACUUCUUGGUGCUUUUUGCUGUUUUCAGCCUGAUAUGCUUUUCUGGGUUUUUAUUUUACAGCAAAAAUAAUGAUUUACUUUUCUUUACUGAUCCACAUCAUUUGGUAAAUACAAAAAAUAAAACUUCCUUAAACAUAGAGAAGACAACUGCAGUCCCAGAAUUCCACCAAAACAGGACAGCGAUGCCAGCAGCUUCUGGAAGACCUCUGGAGCCGUGCCCCAACAUCCCACCGAACCUCCAAGGAGUUCUUUAUGUGGAGUUCAGAACCAACCGGACUCUGGAGGACGUCCGGCAGCAUCUUGGUCCGCUGCUUCAGCAGGGAGGACGGUAUAAACCAGCCAACUGUGUCGCAAAACAAAAGGUAGCUAUCAUCAUCCCAUUCAGAAAUCGUUAUGAUCACCUGAGCCACUGGCUGCAUUACCUCCAUCCGAUCCUCAUACGACAGCAGCUGGACUACAGUGUGUACGUCAUCAACCAGGAGGGAGACGGAGUGUUUAACAAGGCUAAACUGAUGAAUAUUGGACACACUGAAGCCCUGAAGGAGUAUGAUUAUGAGUGUUUUGUCUUUUCUGAUAUAGACCUGGUACCUCUCAAUGAUCGGAACCUCUACAGAUGUUCUGAUAAGCCAAGACACUUAUCUGUUGCUGUAGACAAGUUUAACUUCACAUUACCCUACAACACCAUCUUUGGUGGGGUCACAGCGUUGUCCAGAGAGCAGUUUUUGAAAGUUAACGGCUUUUCAAACACGUUCUGGGGCUGGGGCGGAGAGGACGACGAUCUAUACCAGCGGAUCGUUUUCCGAGGAAUGUCCAUAUCCCGACCAGACUCUGUCAUUGGAAGGUACAAGAUGAUCAAGCAUGGAAGAGAUUUGCACAACGAUCUUAAUCCAAAUAAUGUUCAGAAACUAAAUGAAACGCCUCAAACUAUUGACAGAGAUGGACUUAAUUCUCUCAGUUAUACAGUCAUGGAGAUUAGGAAGAAUUCAUUGUACACAUUUAUUACUGUAGAUGUUCAGACUCCAGCAGGCUGAUUACCAACUCUGGGUCGUUGUCUUCAGUUGAACUUCAAUUUGUGGGACAAAAGUCAACACCCAGAUAAAGCCUUUUUUUAGAUUUGCCAACAUGCAUCCAAGAUUAGAAACAGCGUUUAUUUUAUGUUGAUUGAGACUCUUAUCCACCCACAAGGUGUGCUGUUUGUCCUAGCAGCUGGUAUCACCUUGGGGUUCUGGGGAGGGUCAUUGGGUCCUGCUGUCAUUAAUGUUCAUUCUUUUCUUUUGGUUGGAUUAGCCAGAGUAUUUUGUUAUAUAUUGUUUAUUUGAUAUUUUGUUGUAAGAAUAAUAAUCGACUGUAUAGUUCUCUGAU